AUGGUCAAAGGGUAUCCGUUGCGGAUACCCGCCAGUGCCAACAGAUACCCGCCAGUGCCAACGGAUACCCGCCAGUGCCAACGGAUACCCGCCAGUGCCAACGUAUACCCGCCAGUGCCAACAGAUACCCGCCAACGGGUGCGGAUGGCCCCUUUUCCGCAAAAAGUUGGCGGGUAUCCGGGUAUCCCAAAGGAUACCCGCGGCCGGAAGGCAAGAUGGCCGACUGGAAGGAGACCCUUCCAGCCGGCGAGGUACUUGUACCUCGUCGACCGGAAGGGCAGCCUUCAAGGUACAAGUACCUCGACGGCUGGAAGGGUCUCCUUCCAGCUGGCGAGGUACAAGUACCUCGAUGGCUGGAAGGGUCUCCUUCCAGCCGGCGAGGUACUUGUACCUCGUCGACCGGAAGGGCUUCCUUCCAGCCGGCAAGGUAUAGAAACCUCGCACAACUCUGGCCGUGAACUUGCCCCCGAUAAGGCCGCAGCAACAAUUCCGAUUUCAAAUCAUGAAAACGGAGGCGCCAAGGAGGGGAGCGAGGUUGAUAAGCAGAUUAUUGAGACUGAGUCAAUUCAGAACCGGAUGGAGCAUCAACAUAUUGGUAGCGGACUUGAGAAAACGAAAAUUGCUGCGAGUGAACACGACUUGAGUACACACCACGAGAAGGUUUCAGCGCUAGAGAACUUGGCUCAAAAGCAAGCAGAUUACGAUUCGAUGACCAAGUUGCUUGAUUGGACUAACAGAGAAAUUAGGAUAGUCUUUGCAACUCAAAUUCUUGAAAACGCCCCGGAAUUACACGUAGACAAAUCUGGCAUUGAGAUGCUGAAGGAGAUUGAUGAGGAAUUAACAGUGGUCGCUAACGCUGCACUGUCCAUCUAUGGCCCCCCGAAGACACCACCUGAGAAAUCUUUACUCCUCAAAUCAUCCACCCAACUUUUGCACCCGAGCUUGAUGAAUACUGUCAAGGUCUAUAAGGAAGGGAUUCCUAGGCUCUUCGAACUUCUAUAUACACCCGCAACCUUGUCGCCAUACUACUCAUAUGUUGGAAUCGCUUCAAAAAGCUGUAUACUGAAAAUGUUUGAAUACUUGAGCAAAUACAAGAUGAUGCCUACUGAUCUAGAGGAUGGCUUUAGAAUGACGAUGAAAAGUCCCGCUGGCCUAGAAUGGAUAGCAAAAGAAAUGCAGGGCGCAUUCCUGCCAGGCUCCAAGUACGGGAUCAAUUUUCACGUCCCCCUGAAUGAAGCUGUACCUCGUCGACCGGAAGGACUUCCUUCCAGUCAACGAGGUACAAGUACCUUGCCGGCUGGAAGGAGACCCUUCCAGCCGGCCCUUUAG
Puccinia graminis f. sp. tritici CRL 75-36-700-3 is the source of this 1329-nucleotide messenger RNA. RefSeq lists its product as uncharacterized. The transcript has 4 exons. The record is from RefSeq and is a predicted model, not a curated record. NCBI's taxonomy places the organism in Eukaryota, Fungi, Basidiomycota, Pucciniomycetes, Pucciniales, Pucciniaceae. The coding region runs from base 1 to 1329 and encodes 442 amino acids.